AUGUUUGUCUUACCGCCCCCACCGCGCUACCCAAGUGGGAAUCUGUAUACAGGCUACCCUCCGGGAACCAUCAUCGAGACUAACAACACUCUCUCCAACCAUACUGGCCCCGACUACCAGCUGCUCGUUGGCGAGGGUACCUAUGUUCAGCGCGACGAGCUCCUACUAGCUACGCCUCCGCCUCACCCCUCGGACAAUCCCGUGCCCAACAGCAACCCACUCGCUACCACCAUCGCUCCCCCAACUCAAGGCACUAGACUCUCGCUGUGCAUAGUCGCUCCCAAGAAGCUACCCGAUAACUCUCUUGCCCGUACUGUCACUGCCAACAGUCAGCGCUCUGCUGCUCAACCCACUGCUCAGGACUACCCUCUCACUCCCACCACCGACUCGGCCUCCUUCUUCAACUCGUCUACCGCUCCUGUCUUUGGAGACAACAAUCCUGCCCUUGCUCCUAUCCCCAACAAGGACUCCAAGGACCCCUCAAAGAGGCGCAAGCCCAAGAACAACAUCGUCAAGAGCAACUCGUCAUUUGUGUCCAGGGUCAUCCCCCAUGAAGCUCUCCAGAAGCGCCUCCAAGAGCGCAACCCCUCGGGCACCUUUGCUUUCUCCAAUAUCAACAGAGCCCUCCAAUGGCUAGAUCUCUCCUCUGACGUGAAGACUGAGAAUCUCACCAAAAUCUUGUUCACAAAAGCUCAUGCCCUGUGUCACCACGUAAACCCUUUCACCAAAAGCACCACCCACCUGGAUGUCAUCUUAGGCUUCUCCUCCUCCGACAUUAUCUGGUACGAGCCUGUUUCUCAGAAGUAUGCCCGUAUCAAUAAAAAUGGUGUCAUCAAUUCCUCUGCCGUCUCCUCUAUCUGGUGGUUGCCAAACAGUGAAAAUCUCUUCUUGGCCGCUCAUAUGGAUGGUACCUUGGUCGUCUAUGACAAGGAAAAGGAAGAUGCUCCCUUUGUUCCAGAGCAAGAAGCAUCCGACUAUGCUGAUGGUCAAUCUGGUCCGGCAUCUUUUGUCAUCAAAAAGUCUGUUCAGUCGCGUAAUCAAAAGACCAAUCCCGUCGCUGUGUGGAAAAUCAACAAUCAGCAAAUAAACUGUAUAUCCUUCUCCCCCGAUGGCAGACAUCUUGCUGUUGUAUCAGAAGAUGGUUCUCUGCGUAUCAUCGACUUCCUCAAGGAACAGCUACUGGACGCCUUUACCUCGUACUACGGCGGUUUGAUCACUGUGACCUGGUCGCCCGAUGGCCGAUACAUCCUAACCGGCGGCCAGGAUGAUAUUGUUAGCAUCUGGUCGUUUGCAGAUGCUACACUCGUGGCGCGCUGUCAGGGACACAGUAGCUGGGUCACAGAUGUGAAGUUCGAUCCUUGGAGGUGCGACGAGCGCAACUAUCGAUUCGGUAGUGUUGGCGAAGAUUGCAAGCUCUUACUCUGGGACUUUUCCGUUGGCAUGCUCGGCCGGCCGAGAGCAAUGUCGAUCAAACACAGAGGCAGUGUGACUUCUAAUGCGAUCACUCGGAAAGAGACCAAUUCCACUGUUGGUCGUAUCAGAUCGCAUUCGACCAUUUCCGAGAGUGCAGGAGGCGCCGCAAAUGGUGUAGACGUGGUUCACGGCUUCAGGACCAAAGCAAGCACAGCCAUUCUCCCACCCGUCAUGUCGAAAAAGAUAGACGACCAUCCGUUGAGCUGGCUCGAGUUUCAGGAGGACUGUAUCAUGACAGCGUGCAAAGAUGGUCAUAUCCAUACUUGGGAUAGGCCCAAGGAAGGAACCGGAGAGAACGGACACAAGUCCUACGAUGCCGACAACAGCGUUAUUUAA
Molecule: messenger RNA, 1809 nt
Organism: Aureobasidium namibiae CBS 147.97
Lineage: Eukaryota; Fungi; Ascomycota; Dothideomycetes; Dothideales; Saccotheciaceae
Product: WD40 repeat-like protein
Exons: 5
Coding region: 1-1809 (602 amino acids)
Biological process (GO): carbon catabolite repression of transcription
Cellular component (GO): cell tip; cell division site; nucleus
Molecular function (GO): protein binding
Source: RefSeq, a predicted model, not a curated record